Molecule: messenger RNA, 1249 nt
Organism: Cariama cristata (Red-legged seriema)
Lineage: Eukaryota; Metazoa; Chordata; Aves; Cariamiformes; Cariamidae
Gene: VAMP7
Product: vesicle-associated membrane protein 7
Exons: 8
Coding region: 191-853 (220 amino acids)
Biological process (GO): exocytosis; vesicle fusion
Cellular component (GO): SNARE complex; membrane
Molecular function (GO): SNARE binding; SNAP receptor activity
Source: RefSeq, a predicted model, not a curated record
GCAGGGUUGCAACACCUACACUUGUUUCAUGUUUAACGCCAGUAGUAAUGUGAUGCCCCUUGUAUUUCCAGAAAUCCUCUUUACAGAAAUCAAGCAGUAACCUCCUCCAUUGCUUGUUGGCACUGAGGCUGUGAAUGUUCUGGUCCAGAAGAAGAACUGAAGAGUUCCCCUUGGCUGGUAGUGUGAAGUCAUGGCUAUCCUGUUCGCUGUUGUGGCAAGGGGCACAACCAUCCUUGCCAAACAUGCCUGGUGUGGAGGAAACUUCCUGGAGGUGACGGAGCAGAUCCUGGCGAAAAUACCAUCUGAAAACAAUAAACUGACCUAUUCACAUGGGAAUUACCUGUUUCAUUACAUCUGCCAAGACAGGAUUAUAUACCUCUGCAUCACAGAUGAUGACUUUGAACGAUCCAGGGCCUUCAACUUCUUGAAUGAAAUCAAGAAGAGGUUUCAGACCACAUAUGGCUCAAGAGCACAGACAGCCCUUCCCUAUGCAAUGAACAGCGAGUUCUCAAGUGUCUUAGCUGCACAGCUGAAAUACCACUCGGAGAGCAAAGGCACUGACCAGGUGGCAGAAACGCAAGCUCAAAUCGAUGAACUUAAAGGAAUCAUGGUUCGAAACAUAGACCUUGUGGCACAAAGAGGAGAGAAGCUGGAGUUGCUGAUCGAUAAAACAGAGAAUCUUGUGGAUUCGUCAGUCACUUUCAAAACUACCAGCAGGAACCUUGCUAGAGCCAUGUGUAUGAAGAACCUUAAGCUUACCAUCGUCAUCAUCAUUGUAUCAAUCGUUAUCAUCUAUAUCAUUCUUUCGGCUGCCUGUGGUGGGCUUGCAUGGCCCAGCUGUGUGCAGAAGUAACUGGAGGCAGCUGGUGCUGGUCACUUGGAGAUGAGAAUCACAGGAGUGUGAAGAAGCAACCUACAGAAUAACUCUUAAUCUCUCACUACUGACACCUCCUCAUUCUUCCAUCCCUCCAGGACUUCAGACUUUUUUGCCUUAUCACCCCAAACAGGCCCAGCUGGUCACUGCUCCUCUGCAGCUGUAACCUCAAGAAUGGGCUGUUUUAAAUUACUUGAAGGGAUUAUUUUUUUUUGUUUGUUUCUUUUUCUGUUCCAGCUACAACCUUCUCAGCUGGGUGGGCGGCACGUCUGGCUCUGGAGGGUUAUGUGCAUGCUCGCCCCUGUGUCCGUGUAGCUUUGCACUUUGAUGUGAGCGUGCGAGUGGAGAGGAGUACUGCCAGCACCUGUCCUGCCC